CAUGCGCGGCGCGCGGCCGGCGUUGGCCGCGAGCGAGCGGGCGGGAGGACGGGCGGCUCCGGACUUCACAGGCGGCGGCGAGCGAGGCGGUCUCGCCCGGCGCGAGGCCGGUGCUGUGCGCGCCCCGGAGAUCGCUUCUCCUCGGCUGGGCGCCGGCGGCGGCCGUACGGCUCGCGGAGGAUCCGGAGGGCGCGGUUCUGGCUGGCGGCUCUCUCCCGGCCGCCUCCCACCUCGCCCGGGCUCUCGGCGCCUCCGGGGAAAGCCGCGGCCCCGAGGGCGGGUCCGAGAACAUAGGUGUGAAAGCCACAAUGAAUGGUCAUAUUUCUAAUCAUCCCAGUGGUUUCGGAAUGUACCCAUCUCAAAUGAAUGGCUACGGAUCAUCACCCACCUUUUCUCAGAUGGACAGAGAACACAGUUCAAAAACAAGUGCAAAGGCCCUUUAUGAGCAAAGGAAGAAUUAUGCACGUGACAGCAUCAGCAGUGUGUCAGAUAUAUCCCAGUACCAUGUUGAACACUUGACUACCUUUGUUCUGGAUCGGAAAGAUGCUAUGAUAACUGUUGAUGAUGGAAUAAGGAAGCUGAAAUUGCUUGAUGCCAAGGGCAAAGUGUGGACUCAAGAUAUGAUUCUUCAGGUGGAUGACAGAGCUGUGAGCCUGAUUGAUUUAGAAUCAAAGAAUGAACUGGAGAAUUUUCCUUUAAACACAAUCCAGCACUGCCAAGCUGUGAUGCAUUCAUGCAGCUAUGAUUCAAUUCUUGCCCUAGUGUGCAAAGAGCCAACCCAGAACAAGCCAGAUCUUCAUCUGUUCCAGUGUGAUGAGAUUAAGGCAAACCUAAUUAGCGAAGAUAUUGAAAGUGCAAUCAGUGACAGUAAAGGAGGGAAACAGAAGAGGCGACCUGAUGCCCUGAGAAUGAUUUCCAAAGCAGACCCUGGUAUACCACCUCCACCAAGGGCUCCUGCCCCUGCACCCCCUGGGACUGUUACCCAGGUGGAUGUUAGAAGUCGAGUGGCAGCCUGGUCUGCGUGGGCAGCUGACCAAGGGGACUUUGAGAAACCAAGGCAGUAUCAUGAGCAGGAAGAAACACCCGAGAUGAUGGCAGCCCGAAUUGACAGAGAUGUGCAAAUCUUAAACCACAUUUUGGAUGACAUUGAAUUUUUUAUCACAAAACUACAAAAAGCAGCUGAAGCAUUUUCUGAGCUUUCUAAAAGGAAGAAAACUAAGAAAGGUAAAAGGAAAGGACCAGGAGAGGGUGUUUUAACUCUACGUGCAAAACCCCCUCCUCCUGAUGAAUUUGUUGACUGUCUCCAAAAGUUUAAACAUGGAUUCAACCUUCUGGCCAAAUUGAAGUCUCAUAUUCAGAACCCCAGUGCUGCAGAUUUGGUUCACUUUUUAUUUACUCCAUUAAAUAUGGUGGUGCAGGCAACAGGAGGGCCUGAUCUAGCCAGUUCAGUACUCAGUCCCCUAUUGACUAAGGACACAAUUGAUUUCUUAAAUUAUACUGUGAAUAUGGAUGAACGGCAGCUAUGGAUUUCAUUGGGAGAAACUUGGAUGAAAGCCAGAGCAGAGUGGCCAAAAGAACAAUUUAUUGCACCAUACGUUCCACGGUUCCGCAACGGUUGGGAGCCUCCAAUGCUGAACUUCAUGGGAGCACCAAUGGAGCAAGAUCUUUACCAGUUGGCCGAGUCUGUGGCAAAUGUAGCAGAACAUCAGCGCAAACAAGAAAUAAGAAGAUUAUCCACAGAGCAUUCCAGCGUAUCCGAGUAUCCUCCAGCUGAUGGAUAUGCAUUCAAUAACAACAUGUACCCUAGAGGGCCUCAUCUGGACCAAGGGGAAGCAGCUGUUGCUUUUAAGCCAACUCCUAAUCGCCAUGUAGAUAGAAAUUAUGACCCACUCAAAACACAACCCAAGAAAUAUGCCAAAUCCAAGUAUGAUUUUGUGGCAAGGAACAACAGUGAGCUCUCAGUUCUAAAGGAUGAUAUUUUAGAGAUACUUGAUGAUAGGAAGCAGUGGUGGAAAGUUCGAAAUGCAAGUGGAGACUCUGGAUUUGUGCCAAAUAACAUUUUGGAUAUUGGGAGACCUCCAGAAUCUGGAUUGGGGCGUGCUGAUCCACCCUAUACACAUACUAUACAGAAACAAAGGAUGGAGUAUGGUCCAAGACCAGCUGAUACCCCCUCUGCUCCAUCACCUCCUCCAACACCAGCUCCUGUUCCCGUCCCCCUUCCACCUUCUGCUCCAGCACCUGUUCCUGUGUCAAAGGUCCCAGCAAAUGUAACCCGUCAGAACAGCAGCUCCAGUGACAGUGGUGGCAGUGUUGUGCGAGAUAGCCAGAGACACAAACAACUUCCAGUGGACCGAAGGAAAUCUCAGAUGGAGGAAGUGCAGGAUGAACUCAUGCACAGACUGACCAUUGGUCGCAGUGCCGCUCAGAAGAAAUUCCAUGUGCCACGGCAGAAUGUGCCAGUUAUCAACAUCACUUACGACUCCACACCAGAGGAUGUGAAGACAUGGUUACAGUCAAAGGGAUUCAACCCUGUGACUGUCAAUAGUCUUGGAGUAUUAAACGGUGCACAACUUUUCUCUCUUAAUAAAGAUGAACUGAGGACAGUUUGUCCUGAAGGGGCCAGAGUCUUUAGCCAAAUCACUGUACAAAAAGCUGCGUUGGAGGAUAGCAAUGGCAGCUCCGAAUUGCAAGAAAUCAUGCGAAGACGACAGGAAAAAAUCAGUGCUGCUGCUAGUGAUUCAGGAGUGGAAUCUUUUGAUGAAGGAAGCAGUCAUUAAUUUGUUUGUUUGUUUUUAAACUCCAUUAUUCUUGGCAUUAUUCCAACAUGCUUUGUUUUAAGAAGCCUUGAAGGGAAUGUCAGAUUCAUUUUUCUUGGGAUAAUUUAUCACCAUAAAAAACCAACACAAACCUGAGUAAGCAGAGGACUCAUUCCUGGAAGCAUGAUUUUUAUUAAAACUGAAAAUUUUUAAACUGAACUUUUUGACCUUGAGAAAUAUUUUUCUUGCUUUACCAAGGUGAGGUGUCCUUUAUUAGAUUAAUUAUUUCAUCCCCAUCUCAGUGUAUACAGAGGAAUUUUUUGACAGUGGUGGAUUUAUUCACUGCAACAAAGCAAAGAUAUUAUCCGUGAUUCAAAAUCUAAACAGUUUCAGUUUUGCCUGUGAAUAUUGUAUCUGUCAUUCAGAGUGUAGCUCACUUUAGGCUAGCCUCUGCUUAUUUAAGUUUCUUCUCUGACAUAUUCAAUGAUAUAACAUUUAGAUUUAUUUAAAGUUCUUAAUGCCAAUAGUUAAAAAUUGAAACAUUUGAAUGAACUAUAAAGCAUAGCCAGGCCUUGUACGUGCAGAUACCAACCUAUGGAGCAUUCCCAAGACAUUUUAUUUGUAUGGCUCUGUUGAUCGCAAUUCCUUGUAUAGCUUGCAUUUUGAUUUAGUUUAUAUUCUGCUUAUGAUGUAUGCCGUGUUCUUGUAUAUGGGAAAGCACAAGUGGGAAAGAGGUCAUGUAUGCUCAAAAUCUAUCAGAGGAAGUAGCCUGCAUUGGUGUGCAUUACAGUAUUUUGCUUAAUGAAGGCCUCAGUUCUGCAUAUUGAUAUAAGUAGUUAAAAGGAAAUUGGGGCCAUUUUAUGUGUUUAUCUGUGUCAAGUCUUUCCGGUAAUAAGAAAUGCUUAAUUUACACAUAUUUUAAUCCCGUGAAAGAUUCUAGAUAGAGAAAAGAAAGAUACCUAACCUUCAACAAAUGUUAUUUUUGGAAACACAAUUUUUGUCAUUAAAUGUUAUAUUAUUUCACAUAUAUAAAACAGAUGUUAUGUAAGAAUGUUGUAUAUUUUAACAUAAAUCCAUUUAGAGAGAUUAUCUAGAUUCAUUACUUUUCAUAGUGCCUUUUUCACAUGCGUCAGCUGGAAAGUCCGCAAUAAACAGUAUUUGCUGUAUGUUAA
This is a messenger RNA of Lemur catta (Ring-tailed lemur), 3928 nucleotides long. RefSeq names its product epidermal growth factor receptor pathway substrate 8 (gene EPS8). Gene Ontology annotation, molecular function: actin binding. Gene Ontology annotation, biological process: Rho protein signal transduction; regulation of Rho protein signal transduction; positive regulation of ruffle assembly. Gene Ontology annotation, cellular component: vesicle; ruffle membrane; plasma membrane. Lineage: Eukaryota; Metazoa; Chordata; Mammalia; Primates; Lemuridae. The transcript has 21 exons. The record is from RefSeq and is a predicted model, not a curated record. Bases 309 to 2777 code for a protein of 822 amino acids.